AUGCAAACUGAACACCUUUCUUUCGUUCUGGUUUUCAACCAAGAAUCUACUGUUGCAGCAUUAGCAGUAGAAGUCUUUAAUUCACCUUUGUCAACAUGUCGUCAAGGAGUAUUAAAGCAAGCACAAACAGCUGCCAGCCUAUGGGAUGCAUACUCAGGCCUGUUAAGUAAUCAAGCCAUGAUCCUGGCCAUGAACUCCAGCUUCGUGGAUCCCUUAUUGCAAUAUGAAACUCAACUGAAGAUAGUAGAGUUGUCCUUUAAAAUGGCAUUUGCUAUACCAAGUCUUGACAAAGUGAAAGAAAUUGGGAAGAAUGAGGAUGACCAAGAGGACCUGGAGAAUUUAUACCGAACUAUUUUAAACAUAUUUGAGGACACUCUUCUGAUCUUAGUGUCUAAAGACCUCUACAAACUGCAAAUCUUAAAGGAAAUGGCUGUGUGGAUGAGUGAAGAUAAUUUGUACAUGCAGGAGAGAGCCAUGGUGAUCAUCAGCAGAGUGCUAAGCUUUGCAUCCAGGAAAGUCAAGGGAUAUACAAGUGUUGAUGUUCCAUGUUUGGGUGUCCUGGCAGCAGAACUGUCUCUUUUGUGUUCCCAUGCUGAUCCCUCAAUCACACAACAAGCAUCCUUGGGAAUGUAUCACCUCCUCUGCAUUGCAAAGUGUCAGAAUGCGGAUAUUGCAAAAAAUAUAAGUACAAAGUAUGAUAAGCCUGGAAGUCAUUGCUUCCUGCCUUCUCCCUCUGAUAUAGAAUUUCUACCCAAGAUCUUGCAAAGAGACAAAAGCAAAAUUGCCCAGAGUGUAGGACAAACCUUAUUGCCACGCUUGCUGACUGACUUUGUGUGGAGUCUCCUGAUGAGACUCUCUGCACCUGACCAAACAACUGCAUCCGAGGCAGCAACCAUACUGAAACUGACACUGGAAUAUUAUGCCCAUAAGAUCACCAUGGUGUCUAAAAUUGUGGAUGUUAUUUAUAAGCAAUUGUGUGGAAAUGCUUCUCCCAUUUCGAAGCAAGCUAUGUUGAGGGUCAUUACCUUGUUGACACGUACUUCACCAAAGAAGGUCAUCUUUCAACUUAUGGACUACCCAGUCCCAGCAGACAACACUUUGAUGCUGAUGUGGCAGGCGGCUGGUUCUGAGUCAAGUGUGGCUCCACUUGUGCUGAAGACAAUCUUGUUGAUACUGAAAGGAAAGCCUGGGGCAAUGGAAGAAAGAAUAACGGAAAGAAGACAUUUCUCUCUUGACACUACCAAUAUGAUGCCCGUGGCGGCAUCCCAGGCCCUGUGCACAUUGCUGCCUAUUGGUUCUUACAAGAAAGCGGUGGCCCAGCUUUUCCCCCAGCUCUUGAUGGCCCUCAUGCUUCAACUCUUUUACGCCAGCAACCUGAGACUGAUGACAGAGGACAGGACUUUCUAUGCUCGAGAUGCACUGAGAGUUCUGCUGAAUUGUUCUGGACUGCAACAAGUGGAUAUUGCUCUAAAGAGAAAGAAUUGCUGGAACCAGUUUUCCCAAGCACUGUUUUACCAUCAUGGAGUCUACCUUGUUGCCAAAACUCUCAGUGACUAUAACUUUCCACAGUUUCCAGACACCUUGCAUUAUCUCUACAAGCUCUCAGUGGAAGGUCCUAGAAGGUCAGAAGACAACGUCAUCACAAUAAUAUUCCUCACUGAACUUCUCAAUAAUUUCUUCAAGGACCCAUUCCCAGAAGAAUUUUUGGUUCUCUUCAGAAACUGGGUCAAUGACUCUGAUCCUGCAGUUAGCAAACUGAGCCUUCAGAAAAUUGCCAGCAUGGCACCAGUUAUCAAUGAGAUAGAAAAUGUCUGCAGCUUAUUACUAUCCAUCUUGGAUGCCUUCCUUUCCCAAGACAAGACUGUUGUAAUUCGGGCCUUGAUGACCCUUCGAAGACUUUUAGGCAAACUGGACAAAGUGACCUACUCCUCCCUGUGUACCAGAAUUGCUUGCAGCUACUGUCCUCUGAUGGAUCAUAGUAAUGGAGGCAUUCGGAGUAUGGCCAUUCGACACUUUGGUGAGUUACUCAGGGACAUGAGUCAGUGCACAUGGAUGCUGAAUGAUGUGAUUUUCGGAGGCUUGGUGCCUCUGAUUCUGUUUCUGGAAGAUACAGAGGCAAGAGUAGUUAAAGCAUGUAAACAUACAUUAGAAAUCUGUGCCUCAGAAUUAAAAUGGUCAACAUCAUAUUUGCUCAAGGAUGAACAUUACAGUUUUGAGCUGGUAGUGCUCAACAUCUGUAACAAUCUUCUUAUUUCUCAUCAGAAAUAUAUUACAGAUUUGAUAUCUGAUACCUUAGGAUUCCUGAGGAGUUCCAGAACAUAUCUGAGAAGAGGAUCAGUUAUUUUAAUAGGGUACUUGGCAAAAUUGGGUGGCCAUUUACUGCUCAGAGAUGAAAUUGAAGUCAUGCUUGAGGCUAUUGACCGAGUGCUUUGGGAUGAAGAUCCUGUGAUCAGGGAGUUUGCAGAAAUAACAAACAAAAUGUUUAUGGAAAUAGCUCAUAGAUUGACCUCCUCAAAUAUUAAACAAAGCUUCCGAAGACUAUUUAACUUAAUCUACAUCAAAAAAUUGAAGCCUCUUUAUAAUUAUAACCUUCCCAAGGACCUGACAGGCAGUCCUAUGGGGAUUAAAGAAACCAAGAAUGAUAGGGAAGCCAUUAUAGACAAUAAUUAUGAAGACGUAUUGGUAAAGAACGAAGAUGUAUUGGUAAAGAAUGCAAGGUUCACGAGUGCCUUGGAGCACACCUCAGAAGAGGAGUGAUUUUCCUUUCCCUCUUGAUAACUUGAGUCUGUUUGUAGAUGCUUUUCAGAAGGACACUAGAAGCCUUUACUGUCUCUUCUUGAUUCUCUACUCAAAUAUAGAAAUGUGUUGCCUCUCUCUGACAGUGAUUAGAAGACUUACUUCAUCAAAGCAACUAACAAAAUUGAAAAAAACAUAUAAGCAAAGUGUUUGAUGAGAAACUCUUGGAGCUUGAUGUAAUCAAUACAUACCUACUGAACAUCUUCUAAGUGCCAGACACUAUGCUAGAUAGUGAGGAUAUUUGGACGAUGUAAACAAGGUUCCCAUCCUCAGGAAGGCCACAGUCUAGUGACACACAGUGUGGUUAUUUACACCCUGCUCUGAUGAAUGCUGCCUAGGGCAGUAUUUACAAAGGAAGAAAUGGAGCCUGCAGGGGAAGAGGAUUUAGAGCAGGCAAACUAUUCCAGGUAGAGACACUGAGGCAAGAAGAGUGUUGGGGGAAGCUGGAGAGUUUGUUGUGGGUACAGGUGGUUAAGGAAAGAAUAGGGAGAGCUGAGACCUGAGGGUAAGAUUGUGCUGUGUCAAUGGUUUUAAACUGUUUGAAAUGAAUAUUGGAGAGUCAACAUAGUUAGUGGUUCCCAUGGCCAUCAGGAUCCAGUUUAACACUUUGUCCUGGUUUAUAAGAAAGUUGAUAUAUAAAUGUUGAACUGCAGUGAUCUUGCUUGACUUAAGGCUCCAGGCUCAUCUUUCACUCAUCUCACCUUACCUUCCUCCCUCCCCUGCAUCCCACCCUAGCAUAAACCACUUCAGCCACA
Physeter macrocephalus (sperm whale) is the source of this 3551-nucleotide messenger RNA. It is a transcript of the gene MROH9, whose product is annotated as maestro heat like repeat family member 9. The transcript has 21 exons. Bases 1 to 2757 code for a protein of 918 amino acids. Lineage: Eukaryota; Metazoa; Chordata; Mammalia; Artiodactyla; Physeteridae. Gene Ontology annotation, cellular component: cytoplasm. The record is from RefSeq and is a predicted model, not a curated record.